This is a messenger RNA of Thlaspi arvense, 2697 nucleotides long. Lineage: Eukaryota; Viridiplantae; Streptophyta; Magnoliopsida; Brassicales; Brassicaceae. The record is from the annotation of a GenBank genome assembly.
ACGAAUUCAGUCUCUCCCGCCCAGAACCAGAAGAAGAGAUGUUCUUUGGAUGUGUGUGUGUGCGCGUCUGCUUGGCUGUCGUUUGAAUUGUGAGAAAUUGAUUUGGUAGGAAAAUGGAGAAGCACCAAGAGGAUCUUGAUCUGCUUCUGUCUCUUGACGAUAGGGUUCUCGAAACUCCUCCCGGUUCUCCUUCUGCUCCACCCGUGUAUCUGACGGAUGAAGAAUCCCCAAAACGUAGGGGUCACGCGGACUUGUCUGACUUCAGAAGUGUUGUGCAAGAUUGCCUUGACUACGUCCCUAAACAACUCGCCGCCAAAACUACUAAACUUAAAGGCUCCAAUAGCUCCAAUCUCAACAACGACAUUGAAAAGUUUUCUGGCCUGCGCUUAAGGAAUCAAUUACUUAGCCCUGCAGAGAUAAGUGAUCUGUUUUCAGAUAUUCGUUUCGUUCGAUUGCCGACUAUCAAGAACUUGCUAGUGGGUGACAAACUCUCUGGUUGCUGGGCGACAAUGGGAGUGCUAACAGAGAAAGGGCAACCCAAAACAAGCUCAAUAGGUCAGCCUUAUGCCAUUUGGAAAUUCGGUAGCUUGAACGAAAACACUGUCUCCUUGUUCUUGUUCGGUGAUGCUUACAAGAAGAACGAGUCGGAGAAGGCAGGAACCGUUUUCGGUCUGUUUAAUUGCUCAGUUCGCAAUGACAAAGUGGGACGUGACUUCUCAUUGAGUGUCAACUCCGCUAAACAAAUGGUAAAACUAGGAGUUUCGGCUGAUUAUGGAGUCUGCACAGCCAAGCGGAAAGAUGGAACAACUUGUACAUCUGUUGUUAACAAACGCCAAGGAGCAUUCUGCAAGAUUCAUAAACUGAAUGCAUCAGACAGAUUUGCUACAGCGAGAACUGAACUCAAAGGCGGGAACUUGAGAAGGGCUUUCAGAGAUCAAAGAUCCCAAGGGAUUUACACAGUUGAGCCACCAGCAGAUAGGAGCGGAAACAAAAAGGCAACUCAGCCUGUCCGAGUACUAUCUGUGGAAGGUCUCCGAAAGGCUCUAAGUACCGCAGAUAAAGUGACGCCUAACGUACACUCACAAGGAAUACGUUUCCUGAACGAGAUGGCCAGACAAACGGCUUUGAAGAGCGUUAACAAGAAAUCUGAAGCUGUGGAAAAGUCUGUAGAGAAGAGGAAAGCAUCGGCAAAAGAAACGCAAGUAAAGGGGGAGCCGAAGAGAAAGAGAAGAGAUCACGGCCCUGAUACGAGCGAAGCUCCCACCGGAAAAAUGAUGGUCCUCGAUUUUUGCAGCUCUGACGAAGAAUAAGAGUCCUCAACAUUGUCAAGCACAAGCAGUUGUUCUCAGGCCUUCAAAUUUGGGUCUUACGAUAUAUACAUCUUUGUUGUUCUCAGUCCUAAACCGGCAAAACAAUAACUAGUUAUACAAGAGAAGUUACGUUUUUAAACAAUACGAGUGUUCGUUUUAAAACACUAGUUAAGUUGAAAGACAUCAAACGGCAUACACACUUGUUUUAUCAAAUAAUAUACAUGGGGAGUUAUAAGCACAAUCAAAAUUAUUGAAGCAACAUGAGUAAAGCAAAAAAGAAGCAACAUUGAACUACAUAUCAAAACCAAUAUCAUUGAGGCACAAUGAAUAAAGCAAAAAGAACGAAAUCUUGGUUGCAGCAAGAAAAGAAAGAAACAAUGAAGGAAGUAAUUAGUUAUGAUUGCAAUAUAAGAGAGGGAGGGAGGCUAAGUAGUGGGCAUUGUCCUCCUCCCAUUGCUGGAUCCCCGCCUCCACACGUGAGAGCUCCUCCGCCGCUAUCUCCGCCUCUACCGAUAUUCUCCGCACUUGCUCCUUUAGCUCCACAAACCCCUCCACGUCCUCUCCUCUUAUCAUCCCUCUCUUGCUUUGCACACGGUAGGUCUCGUGGGCCUUGUCGGCUCUAGCCUUGGCGUCUUUGGCGGUUUCUUGGACGACAAGGUAGGUCUCGUGGAGUUGGUCGGCGACAGAUUUCACGUCCUUGUUGAAAUAUUGUCUCGAAGAUCUGAUAUCCUCGUCGACUUUAGAUCUCAGGUCAUCUAGGAGCUCUGCCAGGAUGCUGUCUCUCUGAGUUGCAAGCUCUGGGCACUUCACAACAUCCGCAUUAUAUGUCUUGCCAUCAUCACGUCGAAGAGUUUCAAGACCUGAGUGGAUCAUGUGCUCCAUAUCUGUCAUCAUCUUCUUCCCAUCUUCCACUAGCUCCUUAAGUUCCUUGCUCACAUCACCUUCAUCGGUGGAAGUCGGAGCCGGAGGAGGAUGAGAUCUAAGGAGGUGGUCGGCGAUGUAAAUGGAGUGGACCACGAGGGAGAGGAAAACGGUGAGGCGCCAAAGGAAGGCGAGCUCAAAUCCUUUAGCCAACAGUUUAGAGUACUCAAGGCCUAAGUAAAACGUGGAGCGGUCCAAUAGAAACAGCCAGAAUCCUCCAAUACCAGAUGGUCCAACGGAAGAGAGAUGAGGACAGAAGAAUAAGAAGAAGGGUAAUGCCAAAAGAGUAGUGGAGAGAAUGAGAGGGACGAUGAGAAGUGUCAAAUAUGUUGGGAACACCAAAACUAGAAUUAGAAACAAACGCUCUAUCCAAAACAAAAGACUACUUAUUUCUCUUCUCCACUCAUCCCUUCCUGCUUCAUAUUCAACACCACUCAUCUUCUAAUUAUUACUCUGUUUGUUCUCG